CAGUUCCCGGCGGCCCGCGGCGGAGCCGGAGGUGGCUGCGGCGCCUCGCUCCGCCCGCGCCCCCUCAGCGCCCCCGAGUGUCCCCGCGUGUCCCCGCAGCGUCCCCGCAGCCCCUGCCAUCCCCCCAUGGAGCUGCUGUGCGUGGAAUCCGCGGCCCGCACCCCCCGCGCCGGGCGGGACCCGCAUCUGCUGGGGGACCGGCGGGUGCUGCAGAACCUGCUGAGCCUGGAGGAGCGCUACAGCCCCCGCGUGUCCUACUUCCAGUGCGUGCAGCGCGACGUGCAGCCCUACAUGCGGAAGAUGUUGGCCUUCUGGAUGCUGGAGGUGUGCGAGGAGCAGAAGUGUGAGGAGGAGGUGUUCCCGCUGGCCAUGAACUACGUGGAUCGCUACCUGGCCUCGGUGGCCGUGCAGAAGAACCACCUGCAGCUGCUGGGGGCUGUGUGCAUGCUGCUGGCCUCCAAGCUGAGGGAAACCAUGCCCCUGACCGUGGAGAAGCUCUGCAUCUACACCGACAACUCCAUCACCCCCCAGGAGCUGCUGCACUGGGAGCUGCUGGUGCUGGAGAAGCUCAAGUGGGACCUGGUGUCGGUGAUCGCCAACGAUUUCCUGCCGCACAUCCUGCACCGGCUGCCGCUGCCCCGGGACAAGGUGGAGCUGGUGCAGAAACACGCGCAGACCUUCAUCGCGCUCUGUGCCACAGACUGCACGUUCGUGAUGUACCCCCCGUCCAUGAUCGCCACCGGCAGCAUCGGCGCCGCCAUCCACGGGCUGGGCCUGGCCGGGAGUGGCCUGGGCGGCGAGGCCGUCACCGAGCUGCUGGCAGGGACCACGGGCACCGAGGUGGACUGCCUGAAGGCCUGUCAGGAGCAGAUUGAGGCGGCCUUAGCCGAGAGCCUGAAGCAGGCAUCCCAAUCCCAGCAGGAAUUCAGCGCCAAGGCGGCGCCCUACGGGGGCAGCCAACCCACCAGCACCCCCACGGACGUCACCGACAUCAACCUGUGACCAACUGCCCUUGCCCAGAGCUCCAGCCCCUCCCUGGACACCCCCAGCUCGCUGCACCCCCCCUGCCCCCCCAGCACCUCCGAGGGGUCCCUCCCAGGCCGGGAACGUGGAGCGGGAUCCGCGCUCGGAGCUGCUGCAGGUGGCCAGGGGGGUGAGCCAGGUGGUGCCAGGGCACGGGGAGCAGGAGCCUGGAUGAAGUUGGAAUUGUUUCUGUGUUGGUGUUUCCUGGCUCUUCUGGGCCACUUCCAGCCCCGUGAGGGACAAAAUUCACGGAGAGCCAGCCCUGCAGGACCCGAAUCCUCGCCACCCCCAGCUUCUUCCUGCGGGGCCACGGGGCUCGUGGAGCAGCUGCUUGGUGGCCCCUGGGUCCUGAUUGCUUCGUGCCACAUUCCCACAGCUCCGGGGGGAGUCGUGCAGCUGCUUCUGCUUGGAGAGGACCCGUGGGGCUCGUUUGUUUUUGCUGUUGGAUGUGGGACUUUGGGGACGCGCUCCCCGUCCGUGCCUUGGGAGGAGUUCAGGGUCCCCUCGGCUGCUUAAUUUAUUGUUCACUGCUGGGAAAGGGGAGGGAGGAGAGCUGGCAUUCCUCGGGGUGGGGCCUGGGUGCCGCUUUCCUCUCCUUCCCAAAAAAGUGCCUUCCCCCUUCGCCCCUUCCCCGGCUCCCUGGGCAGUGGGAGACUCCCCUCGGAGGCUGCUGGGCCCUUUGGUAGCUUAGGCAUCAGACUAGGAUUUAAGGAAAACCUUUGAAUGUGCUGCUAUAGUCUGGGAUGCAUCUCCACUCUUCCAAGGCAGGGAUUUCGGAUCACGCUCAGGAGGGGGCUGUGUUCACCCACGUGGAUCUGAGCUGCCUCCUGAGAGGGUGGAAAACUUUGCUGCGCACUCGAGUUGGAAAAGCAAUUACUGCAUUUUUGUAUCGUUGUUGUUGAUCCUGUUAGUUUUUUAUAAAAAUUGUUGUAAAACAGAAGAAAAAAAAAAAAAAGGAAAAAAAAAAUAAUGCUGCUUUUCUAUGAGAAAACCAGAUGGAAUUAACCAGGAGAAGGCAGAGAGUACACAGGGAGGGGAGGCAGACGCUGCUGCUGCUGCUGCCUGGGGCCCUCUGGACAUGUGGCUGUUGUCCUCCCGUGGGGGAUGUGGAAAAGGAGGUAGAAAUCUUCCUUUUGGAUGCCACCAGCCCCACAAAAAUCCGGCGGAAAAAGGUGGGGCUGCUGCUCCUCCCUGAGCCUGCCUGGUCCGGAAACCCACGGAGCCGCUGCCUCCUGCGAGCAGGAGGGCUGGGACAGAGCCUGCCUGUGCAAAAGGAAGUGUGUUUGGUUGUUUUGUUUUCUUUUUUUUUACAUAUAUAUAAAUAUAUAUAUAAAAAAGUGAAUUUUUAAUUUAA
Molecule: messenger RNA, 2377 nt
Organism: Pyrgilauda ruficollis (rufous-necked snowfinch)
Lineage: Eukaryota; Metazoa; Chordata; Aves; Passeriformes; Passeridae
Gene: CCND3
Product: cyclin D3
Exons: 5
Coding region: 127-1002 (291 amino acids)
Biological process (GO): positive regulation of G1/S transition of mitotic cell cycle; regulation of cyclin-dependent protein serine/threonine kinase activity; mitotic cell cycle phase transition
Cellular component (GO): cytoplasm; nucleus; cyclin-dependent protein kinase holoenzyme complex
Molecular function (GO): cyclin-dependent protein serine/threonine kinase regulator activity
Source: RefSeq, a predicted model, not a curated record